Geodia barretti is the source of this 1281-nucleotide messenger RNA. The record is from the annotation of a GenBank genome assembly. Lineage: Eukaryota; Metazoa; Porifera; Demospongiae; Tetractinellida; Geodiidae.
GUUGAUGCACCUCCACCCCUACCAAUUAGUUUUAUCAACAUCGUAAAUGUUGACACCAUACGUGCCACUCCAAGAGGAGGUGCUCGAGAUGUGCAAGCAAAUGUGACGUUUGAGUUUGAAAGACCUGAGGUCCUUUUUCCGAGGCGACUCCUCUUAUCUACGAGGUGUACUUGGGAUUAAACCCUCUUGGACCAACUGAUGAAGCUAUUUCAUUUAUUACCAUGAGGGAGCCUCGUGGCUAUAAAGUACAGGAAUUUACUGGUAUACCUUUGACAACGGAAAUAUUUAUGGCCUUCUUACAGAUUCGUUCGUAUCAGUUUGCUGACUUUCCAAGCAACUGGAGUGAUCCUAUGGCUGUACAAAUAACAGCUACCUCUCCAGUUGUGGCGAGGGUGAAUGACUCAGUUCUUGGUAACCCCUGGUUCACAGUGGCCAUCCCUGGUCCUGAAGACCGCUCCCUAUGCUACCAGGUCACGAGAGGCCGGCCACUACUUCAACCUCAUCUCAGACACCUGCGUCUCUGCCAAUGCCUACUACACUGCCAUGCCGUCCAACACCAGGAGAAACAGAGUGAGCAAGAUUGGAGUGAAGGCCUCGUCAGGAGGCCCUGAGGGGUGUGUGGAGGUGGAGGUUGAUCUGGAGCUCUGUGUGGCACGGGUGGGAGGGAGAGAAGUGGAUGGGUCUGUCACCAUUAGUCAGGUGAGGGUGAGUCGAGUGAGGACGAACCUGUGGAGGGUGGCGGUACCCAACUGCCAGCAGCCGGGGCUGGUAAUGUGGGUCACCUGCAUGUCCGACAGACUCCGCUUCGACGUGAACAGAGGCUCCAACCUUCGACCCGCCUCCCAUGGCCUUAUCGGUCAGUUCUGGAACAUCCCCAUAUCAGUGGGUGACCUUGACUCCGACAGUUCUCCAGACAUAGAACUCUACCAGCCAGGCCACCCCAGCUACCGCCACUUUCCUGCUUUCUUCUACCCCCUUGUCUGGGAUCUCUCUGAUGACGGCUGCUACUAUGUGGGCAACUCCCAGGGUGGCCCCGAGAGGUCACGUGACCCAAUCAACUCUGUGAUUGAGGGGUCUUACUCCCAGUACAUUGUUGAUGGACUAUUUGAUACAGAGUUUUUCUUUGGACAGUUUGAUGAAAGGUCCUGCUGACCCUGAAAUCUUCCUUAACUUGUAGCACUGGUUGCUGAGUAAUGAACAAUGAACCUUUUUAUACAGUAUAAUGUUGAUUUAUAUAGCUGGUAACAGAGAAGAAUGAAGAAAUCAUGAAAGACCUUUUCU